Molecule: messenger RNA, 368 nt
Organism: Paramecium octaurelia
Lineage: Eukaryota; Ciliophora; Oligohymenophorea; Peniculida; Parameciidae
Source: the annotation of a GenBank genome assembly
AAGCACUCCAAAAACGAAUUAUAAUAUUAUGUUAAAAUAUAAACAGUAACGAAUAUCAGAAGAUGAUUCAUAACCAUAUAAAUUGCUGGUACUACAUAAAAUAUAAAUUAAAUAAGAUUUAGCAACAUAAAUUGCGUUCAUCUGAAAAAAAGAGACCACCCAGUCGUCCCAGAACAUCAUCUGUAAACAAGCCUCAAGUUGACAUAUUACUUGAAAUCUAAAUUCAAAAUGAAAUACUAUCUAAAGCUAUAAAUUCCUUAAGAAACACUAUUGACUAGUUUAAGGAGUGAAUUAAUAUAUUAUAAUAGUUAUAGUACUCAAUCUAGAAGUGGUUUGUGUUAUAGAAGCCCCUAAUAACAGAUUCUCUC